Patella vulgata (common limpet) is the source of this 2852-nucleotide messenger RNA. Its product is annotated as mannose-1-phosphate guanyltransferase alpha-B. The coding region runs from base 119 to 1408 and encodes 429 amino acids. Lineage: Eukaryota; Metazoa; Mollusca; Gastropoda; Patellidae. The record is from RefSeq and is a predicted model, not a curated record. Gene Ontology annotation, biological process: biosynthetic process. Gene Ontology annotation, cellular component: cytoplasm. The transcript is spliced from 12 exons.
AAUCCAAUCAGCUUCCGUCGUCUGAUUUUGUUGACGUUUACAUUCACUGCAGUGGCUUCGAUACGCGUUGGCUGCAUUAAUUUGUAAUUAGGUUGGAGUUUGUGAAAGUACAGAAGAUAUGUUCAAAGCAAUUAUUCUGAUAGGUGGGCCGUUGAAAGGCACUCGGUUUAGACCACUUUCACUAGAAAUCCCCAAGCCUCUAUUUCCUGUUGCUGGAUUUCCCAUGAUCUAUCAUCAUAUUGCAGCAUGUUGUCAGGUUAAAGGACUGAAAGAAAUCAUAUUGAUUGGAUUUUAUCAACCUAAUGAUGCUCUUAAUAAAUUUAUAAUUAGUGCUCAACAAGAAUUUAAAAUUCAAAUUAGAUAUUUACAAGAAUACACAGCAUUAGGUACAGCAGGAGGUAUUUAUCAUUUUCGUGAUCAAAUACUUACAGGAAAUCCUCAAUCUUUCUUUGUCCUUAAUUCUGAUGUUUGUGGGGAUUUCCCUCUUCAAGACAUGCUUGAUUCUCACGAGAAAAAUCCCGAAGGCUCCAUUGGAACGGUUUUAGCAACUGAAGCUACAAGACAGCAAUCAUUAACAUUUGGUUGUAUAGUUGAAGAUCAGAAUACUCAUGAGGUACUACAUUACGCUGAAAAACCAGAAACAUUUGUCAGUACUUUAAUUAACUGUGGUAUAUAUUUGUUUUCACCACUAAUUUUCCAAACACUGGAAAAAGCCUUUAAAAGUAAUCUGGAAGAAAAUUACAAUAUUGAUGUAAACAGGUAUAAUUGUUUUGAUUUCAACAUUCCAUCUAAAGAAGUAAUACGACUGGAACAAGAUGUAUUAAUACCUUUAGCUGGUGAUGGAAAAUUAUUUGUUCAUCAAACAAAACGAUUCUGGAGUCAACUUAAAUCAGCUGGAGCUGCCAUCUAUGCAAACCGUCAUUAUCUGGCAAUAUAUCAACGAACUGGGUCAAAACAAUUGGCCAAGAAUGGUGAAAAUAAACCUAAAAUAAUAGGAGAUGUUUUUAUUCAUCCAACAGCUCAAGUUCAUGCCAGUGCUGUUCUUGGCCCUAAUGUAACUAUUGGUAGACAUGUAGUAGUAGGUGAAGGGGUCAGAUUAAGGGAAUCUAUUGUUUUAGAAGGAGCUACACUACAGGAUCAUUGUUGUAUUUUAUAUACCAUAGUAGGCUGGCAUUCAACCAUAGGUGUCUGGUCAAGAGUAGAGGGCACACCUAAUGAUCCUAAUCCUAAUAAACCAUUUGCUAAAUUAGAAAUACCUUCAAUGUUUACCACAGAUGGUAAAUUAAAUCCCUCUAUUACUGUAAUAGGUUCUGAUGUUCAAGUACCAUCGGAAGUUAUUAUAUUAAACUCUAUAGUUUUACCACAUAAAGAUUUAGCGGGAUGUUACAAAAAUCAGAUUAUUUUAUAGAUAUUUAUUUAUUCAUCUUUUUUAACGCAACUACAGUUCAUUUAUACUGAGUGGAUCGUCCAGCCAAUAUUUAUACUGAGUGGAUCGUCCAGCCAAUAUUUAUACGGAGUGGAUUUGUCCAGUUAAUAUUUAUUACUAAAUUUUCUAGGGGGCUAGAAAUGAGGAAAUUACGUCAUAAUGUGUUAAACACAAUUCUAUAUUUAUAGCUACCAGUAUUUAUUUAAAGAGGGCAGAUGAAAUAAUUAUCACUGCUGUGUUUACUGUUGGAUUGUUUGCAUGUAAUUUAAAUAUGCAUUAUGUAAGAGCUAAAUCUGCCUAUUGCACGUCUUUUCUUUCGACUUUAAAUGUUUUAUAAAUUAUUAUUUAAACAUUUAUUUACUUGAUAAGCCUAUAUUCAACUCUCUACACAAUCAGAUGGCUGAAAUUAAAAUGGAUUUGAACACUCGCGAGAUACAAAAUUAAACAAUAACAUGGAUAAUUGAGACUUGUGGUCUCGGUUGUCCAGUACCAUUUCUACAAUAAGAAAAAAUCUACGCUGCAUAUUCAAACAGGCAUAACUACGUCCAGAAUAAAGUAAUUUGAAUAAAAUUUUCAAUUUUAUCUUUAUAUUAUAUGUUUUUGAACUAUUAUUACAUUAUGUAUCUUAAGCUUGAAAUUAUUGUUUAACAGAAAUUAAUGGAAAAAAGUAAAGAAUGUACUGAAUAAAGUUGUUAAGUAUUAUCUACCAAAGAUAACUCACCUUCAAUGUAUUAACACAAUUAACAGUCAUUAAUUACAUCGUAAAAUGACAACUUACAUUUUGAAAUUAUCUGACUUGUACAUCACCGGUUGGAUUCAAAAGAAGCAACCAUAAAGGUUAUCAUCAAUAUUAAUUAAUUUUAAUAGGUAACUACACCUUUCUGUCCACAUUAAUUUCUUGUUUUACAGUAUACAGAGUUCUAAAUGAAGCUUAAUAAAACAAGAAUAAAACUUGUAGUUGUAAACAAUUCAAGAGGGAUUUUAUAUUUUAUGGUGUUGUAUAUUAAUAAUAUGUUUAUUACCAUUUAUUUUUCAUUUUAUGUUCCUGCCAUAUUUUAAUUUGAGUUUUUAUUUUCUUAUAGCAUAGUUUCCAUUGUUAUAUUUCAUCUGUUUGCUGGACAAAACAUUAAUUAUUCAUCAAUACAUACAAUGAUCAUAAUACAUAUAUACUUCAUAAAUCAUGCAAAUCAAUUGAAAAUUGUUGAAUUUUGUAACUGUUGAAGAUUAAAGAUCAGUGGCCAUUAAGUUUAAUGGUACGACUUUCAUAGACAGCCAACUCAUCAAAAUCUUACAUCUCAAACAUACGUUGACAACAUCAACCAUAAUGGUACCCAGUUCCGUUCCUGCUUGGUGCCUUUGUAUAUUUUUAUUUUUCAAAUGGAUUUUGUGACAUAAUUUAAAAUUGAAUAAAGGGGAUAAAUUGUAA